CAUUAUGACAGGCUUAUGACCACCCUGGUGCUCAGCCUACUGCAGCUGAUGCUGGGUGCAGGCAUGCCGGAGCUCAACGACAUCCAGGACCUGCUGUAUGUUCAGAACAACCUGAAACCUCAGGACUCUGAGAUGGAGGCUACGUCCUACUUUACCAAGAAGAUCAAGGAGUGCAUGGGCAGUUUCCCGGUCAAGCUCAACUUCCUGAUCCACACCAUGGUCCAGUCCUCUGGGAAGAAGCUGGCGCCACCCAGCCCUUCUCAGAACACCUCCCCCAACACCAACAUCCAGGAAGCUGUCAUACAGAAGUACACCGUGAAGGGCAAGGAUGUGACUUAUGAGUUGAGGGUGACCAUCGAGGACGGCUUUCUGAUCAGUGAGAAGACGUUUGGCCAGUUUGGGCUGAUACACAAAGAGCUGCAGAAACACUUCAUAGAGUCUACGCUCCCACAGUGA
Messenger RNA from Salvelinus sp. IW2-2015, 456 nucleotides. The record is from RefSeq and is a predicted model, not a curated record. Lineage: Eukaryota; Metazoa; Chordata; Actinopteri; Salmoniformes; Salmonidae.